UUUGGUCAGCCAGCUGCGGGUAAAUACUCUGCCUUAACUUAGAGGAGCUCUUUUUACAGCUGCGGACGCCUUCAGGUCCUCCACCGCCAGGCAUACAUUGACAAUGAUCACUUUUGAAGACAUCUUAGAGGAGGUCGGCGCAUUCGGUCGGAGCCAGAUGCGAAUUGUGUCCAUUUUCUGUUUGGUCUCCGUACCGUUUUCUUUCGUAUACGUAGGGAUUGUUUUCCAGGGCUUCACCCCUGAACAUUGGUGCCGUGACCCAGUCGUCAGUGGGAUCCGGGAGACAUGCGGCUGGAGCCUUCAAGACGCACGGAGGGCAACUGUACCCUUGAUGAACAGCUCCGCUGGGGUGACAUACAGUCAGUGUCAGAGAUUGGACAUGGACUGGAACACCACCGGUCUAACCUGUGACAAUCCAGAAAGUGAGCUCAUCCAGGCCCAGAUUUCUACUCUACCCAUGACGGGCUGUAAAGACGGCUGGGAGUAUGACUAUGAAGGGAGACAGUCCUUCGUGACGGAGUUUGAUCUAGUGUGUGCAGAUGCCUGGUAUGUUGACAUGUUCCAGGCCACGCUCAGUGUUGGUUUCUUAGUGGGCAGCAUUACAAUUGGAUACCUGGCAGACAAAUACGGCAGAAUAAAGAGUUUUCUGAUGACCAACUUCUUCAUCGGAGUAGCAGGGAUACUUGUGGCCACGUCCCCUAAUUACAUCGCCCUGCUGGUGUUCAGAGUUCUCUUUGGCUUCGGGGUGAAGGGCGGCUGGAUGGUUGGAUACGUGCUAACCACAGAGCUGGUCGGAGUGGAAUACAGGAGAACGGUGGGAGUGACCUAUCAGAUGUUCUUCAGCCUGGGCAUUCUCAUCCUUCCUCUCUUAGCGUACUUCAUACCAAACUGGCGCUGGCUACAGGUGGUCUUCACCAUACCUUACAUCUGUUUUCUGACGUACUAUUGGUUUAUCCCCGAAUCACCAAGAUGGCUCCUUAGCCAAAACAAGAGAAACGAAGCACUAGAGAUCAUGAAAGCAAUAGCCAAGGAGAACAAAAAGACACUGUCCAAGAAUAUUGAGACACUGACUGAUGAAAACACAGACUCCGUCUCGACUGUGUCUUUCAUGGACCUGUUCAAGACUGCCAAAUUGAGAAAAUUCACAUUCAUCCUGAGCUUCAAUUGGUUCACCAGUGCUGUGGUUUACCAGGGUCUCAUUAUGAGGCUGGGAAUCCUCGGAGGAAACGUGUAUGUGGACUUCCUCAUCUCUGGAAUCGUGGAAUUGCCAGCAGCUUUCCUCAUCCUCCUCACUAUUGAGCGGAUCGGUCGACGGCUUCCUUUUGCAGCUGCAAAUAUCGUGGCAGGGGCGGCCUGCUUAAUCACAGUGUUCAUCCCCGACAGUAUGUUCUGGUUAAAAAGUGCUGUUGCUUGUGUUGGACGGUUGGGCAUCACUAUGGCUUUUGAAAUGGUAGUGUUUGUGAAUGCUGAACUUUAUCCCACUGUUAUCAGAAAUCUGGGUGUUUCGGUCUGUUCCACACUGUGUGACAUUGGCGGGAUCAUAGCGCCGUUCCUGCUCUACAGGCUUGCUGUCAUAUGGCUAGAACUACCUCUCAUUAUUUUCGGUGCUCUUGCGUUCGUGGCCGGUGGACUGGUUCUGCUGUUACCUGAAACCAAAGGUGUGCCUCUUCCAGAAACCAUUGAUGACAUCGAAUGUCCAAACAGAAACAAAGAAAACCAGCUGAAGAGUCAACAGCUAGAGAAUUUGCUGCCCUCUGAUGUGACAUCAAACAAAGAAGUUACAGCAGUCUGAUUGAGCUGAGACAGAACACUGCAACCUCAUUAACUUUAUUAUUAACUGAUGCCGCUUAUCCCUUCUCCUUUGAGGAUUUAAUCCAAAUAU
Carassius carassius (crucian carp) is the source of this 1882-nucleotide messenger RNA. Its product is annotated as solute carrier family 22 member 2-like. The coding region runs from base 104 to 1792 and encodes 562 amino acids. Gene Ontology annotation, cellular component: membrane. NCBI's taxonomy places the organism in Eukaryota, Metazoa, Chordata, Actinopteri, Cypriniformes, Cyprinidae. The transcript is spliced from 11 exons. Gene Ontology annotation, biological process: transmembrane transport. The record is from RefSeq and is a predicted model, not a curated record.